Molecule: messenger RNA, 7767 nt
Organism: Macrosteles quadrilineatus (aster leafhopper)
Lineage: Eukaryota; Metazoa; Arthropoda; Insecta; Hemiptera; Cicadellidae
Gene: Dora
Product: zinc finger SWIM domain-containing protein 8 homolog
Exons: 26
Coding region: 397-5634 (1745 amino acids)
Cellular component (GO): Cul2-RING ubiquitin ligase complex
Molecular function (GO): zinc ion binding
Source: RefSeq, a predicted model, not a curated record
GCAAUCAUUGCAAUCUGCUGCUGGCUGGGGCCGCCAUGUUUGUUUUUGUGUGGUGUUUGUGCUUUGUGGUGUUGGAUUAUAAAUGAUAAGAAAACACUGAGUGUUCAUUGUUUUGUUGUGGUUUUGCUAAAAACUAACUAUUUAUUUAAGUGGCAAUGGUGUUCUUUGCAAAUACAAUGUUGAAUUUGUCUCAAAUGCCAGACAACCUUAGAACUUGGCUUUGUUCUUAUGUUUGGUAGGGGAGUCGGGAGGUCAUAAACCCCUAGAUUGUACUUUUGUGUAACCCUAUCUGUGUGGGUCAAGGUAGACCCUGGGCAAUUUUCACUCGCGUAUUUUUUAUUUAUAGAGCUGGCGGGCAACUUGCCUGCAAAUCCAGAGGUCGCCGAAGACCCUGGAAUGUUGGAUAUUUGGGGGGGUGAAGAAAAUGACAUUAAUGAUAAUCUGUCAUUUGAAGAUUCUGAUAGGUUUGAAGAAGAUUCUCUUUGUAGUUGGAGUAGUGAACCUGAAUCAGUGUGUAACAACUGGAGAGGAUGGAAGAAGCCUUCCUUAAGCUCAACUACUGUUUAUGGACCAUCAAAGAAAGCUUCAGAUGAUACUGACCGAGUUUCACCGCUGUGUGAGCUCACCGCACGCUGUGUUGCGUCUCACAUCCCGUUCGAGCUGGUGGAGCAUGUGUACCCUCCAGUGCCGGAACAGCUGCAGCUGCGUAUCGCUUAUUGGAGUUUCCCUGACAAUGAGGAAGACAUUCGCCUCUACUCUUGUCUCGCCAACUCUAGCUCUGAUGAGUUCCAGAGAGGAGAACACCUUUAUCGCUCCCGCGCUGUCAAAGACCCCUUGCAAAUUGGCUUUCACCUCAGUGCAAGUGUGUCGGCCAGUAUAAGCACGUACAAUGUAGCUGUAACAUUUGACCGCAGACGCAUUACCUCAUGCAACUGUACCUGCAACUCUACUGCUUACUGGUGUUCACACAUUGUUGCAGUAUGUCUACACAGGAUUCAUCAGCCAACACAAGUGUGUCUGCGAGCACCAGUGAGUGAGUCGCUGUCUAGACUACAGAGGGAUCAGUUGCAGAAGUUUGCUCAGUACCUCAUCAGUGAACUGCCCCAGCAGAUACUGCCCACUGCUCAGAGACUACUAGACGAGCUCCUCUCAUCUCAGCCCUCCGCCAUCAACUCUGUAUGUGGAGCUCCAGAUCCCACGGCUGGUGCCUCAGCAAACGAACAAACUUCAUGGUACCUAGAUGAAAAGACACUUCAUGACAACAUCAAGAAAAUACUCAUCAAAUUCUGUGUGCCUGCUCCUAUAGUAUUCAGUGAUGUAAACUAUCUGAGCAACACUGCGCCUCCCGCAGCGGCAGAAUGGACCAGCCUGCUGCGACCACUGCGGGGACGAGAGCCGGAGGGGAUGUGGAACUUGCUCUCCAUAGUGAGGGAGAUGUUCAAACGCAACGAUCGCAACGCACUGCCUCUCCUAGAGAUUAUUACCGAGGAGUGUAUGGCUUGUGAGCAGAUCCUGGUGUGGUGGUUCUAUACUAAGGUGGCGCUGCACGCUGGCUACAGUGGAGGUGGAGGAGGCAAGCAUGGUUCUGUGACCAGCAACAGUCAAGCGUCACAACACGCCUGCAGCUCUCUAUGUGAUGAGAUAGUAGUGUUGUGGCGGCUGGCCGCUCUCAACCCUGCCAUCUCACCAGCACAGCGCAACCUGCUGCGCAACCAGUUCAGGGACUGGCAUCUCAAGGUUAUCGAAAAGGUAACAAAGCGAGAGAGUCUGGGAGUGAGGCAGAGUGGUCACAGCCACAACAAGCUGAACCCCCUGGAGGUGUUCUCAGGGUUCAAACCAGCCGUCGAGGCCUGCUUCCUGAACUGGGACGACUACCCUAUACCUGGCAUCACAUACACCAGCCAGUCCUGGCUCUAUCAGAACCAAUCCUUCACCUGCUUCCGUCACAAUGAGCCACCACGUACUGGCAACGAACAUCCCAACAUUAACCCCGUGAACUCGUCACAGGUAGUGCUGGACCACCACCAGAGAUCACAUCAUCAUUACCACUACCACAACCUUCAUCUGCACCACACCAAUGGUAACAACAAACGGCUGGCCCGCAACACCAGUGGUACUAACCGGCAAGACAGACACAACCAGAUGUACCGACUAAACUUGCUGACCUACAUGACCCACUCCCAGAGGCAGCAGCAGAUGGUGGUUGGAGGCAAUCACAGCUCUGUGUCCAGCGAAGGCUUCUGUGACGGAGAUGUGGCCCCGCGCCAGGAACACGAGGAGACUGACUCUCAGGGUGGAGGAGGCAGUGACUCAUCAUGGAGCAGUGGUCGGGAAGGAGAAGUAGAACCUGAGGGAGAGACAGUGACUCCCGCAAAGUUCAUGGGCUAUAGUGGAGAUGACAGUGACUCCUCACCCCCUGCACCCCGCCCCCCUCCACAUCCCUCACCACCUCGCCGUCUCAGUAAAGAUGACUCCCUUAGUUCCAGCAACUCCGACUGGCAGCCUAGUGGGGAUGAGUUCAACGUCUAUUACUAUGACCCUAAGGCUCUGGAGAACAGUGGUGCUGGUGCUAACAAUGCUAAUGGAGGAGAAGCCAACAACGGCCAGCCUGCCGCUGCUGCGGACAACAAGCCUGCCGAACAGGCCGGCCCCAACACGAAGGAGUCACCAGCGGUUACUGCUCAGAAUGUGUUACAAAACAUUCAAGGCCUGGAGGACCCCUGGGAGAUUCUUUUUGCCAGAGCGGAAGGACUGCAUGCUCAUGGCCAUGUGCGAGAGGCGUGCACUUUAGGUGUGCGACUGGCAGAGGAAAUGUUGGCUAACCCACCAGACCUCAUGAUAGAUAUACCUCCCAUACAAGCCAAGGGGAAGCGGAAGAAGGUCAACCCAGCAUCACACCAGCUAAGUGUGAUAGCCUCCAACACCUUGGCUAAGUGUGGUUUCUUGUGUCAAGUUCUGGCAGAGAAUGCAGACUACUUCCACUUGGCAUUCAAAGUUGGUUUGUUUGGACUGGAGCUUGCCCGGCCCCCUGCCAGCACCAAACCCCUCGAGGUGAAACUAGCCAAUCAAGAGUCAGAGCUGGUGACACUUCUAAAGCGUAUUCCCCUGGGAGACCAAGAACUGGCGAUGAUCAGAGAGCGAGCUCAUCAGCUGCGUGAAGGAACACUCAAGUCUCGUGGAGAAGCCUUGCUGCCUAUCAACCUGGCUGGUUACAUACUGGACGCUCUCAUAAACACCUCAGUGAACCGAGAAUGCAGAUGUCAGUUGAUUAACCCAAACUUGAGACUGCCAGGGGAUGAAAUGCUUGGGUUUGAGGCUGCAGUGGCCGCGCUUGGUCUCAAGGCCAAUGUGUCAGAGGCCGACCACCCGCUGUUGUGUGAGGGCACCCGUCGUCAGCGAGGUGACCUGGCCAUCACACUACUGGUGUUGUACAAGGACGACCCUCAUAAGUUGGCCCGCAUCAUGGACAAGCUGCUUGACAGGGAGGUGCAUCAGCUGAUUAAGUCUCCGGUACCGUACAGCUACUACAGCAGCAACCCCCCAGUGCGCAGUCAGUUCAUGCCACCUGCCCGUGGUGGACUGGUGCAGAGGAAAGACCUGGAUAUGCUGCCUCCACCUCAGCAGCACCCUCACCCACACUCCCUCCCACACCAACACCCGCACCCACAUCAGCAUCAACACCAGCACCCGCCAGAUAUGAUGAUGGACACAUCAGCUAUGAAUGGCGCAAGUAGUCGACCACAAAGCUGUACAAGUGCUGAGUUUGAACAAGGGUUGGCCAACUUGUCUCUGAACAGUCCUGGGACUUCACAUGUCACUCCCCCCCUCGGACUGUCCAACCCCAUCAACCCCUCUGCCACAAGGCCCAAGGAGACCUCAUCCAGGUUCAAAGGUAAACGAGCGUAUCCGUCUAUCCCCAACCAGCCGUCAGAGGCAGGUGCUCACUUCACCUUUGAGUUGGCCAAGACUGUGUUGUCGAAGGCCGGUGGCACCAGUUCCACCUCUCUGUUCACUCAAGCCUCAACCUCACAGAAUCACCAUGGACCUCAUCGUGCUCUACAUAUGUGUGCCUUCCAGCUGGGACUGUACGCCCUGGGGCUGCACAACUGUGUGUCGCCCAACUGGCUCAGUCGCACCUACUCAUCCCACGUCUCCUGGAUCACAGGUCAAGCGAUGGAGAUAGGCGCACCAGCCAUCACAUUCCUGAUGGACACAUGGGAAGGUCAUCUGACGCCCCCGGAGGCAGUGAGUAUAGCUGACCGAGCGUCCCGAGGGUGUGACCCUAACAUGGUGGCAGCAGCAGCACAGCUGGCUCUGUCCUGCCUACCUCAUGCACAUGCACUCAACCCCAACGAGAUCCAAAGAGCUAUACUACAGUGCAAGGAGCAGAGUGAUCUAAUGUUAGAGCACUCAUGCUUGACAGUAGAGAGUGCAGCCAAGGGAGGUGGGGUGUACCCUGAAGUGCUGUUCCAAGUGGCCAAAUAUUGGUACGAACUCUUCAUGCGGCAUUCACCAGGAAACGGUGAGGUAUACAUGGAGACAGAGCCAUGUCCUCAGCAGAAUGUCGGGGAGGAGCCAAUGGCCCCGUCUGGAGGUGAGGUGAUGGUUGUGGGGGAACCUCCUCCACCUCCACCUCCACCAUACCACGCCCCACCAUUGGCUACCAUCACCCCAUACACGCUGGCACCCUUUGGCUUCACUGUGCAGCCCUUGCCUGCUCACUUCCAGCUGGCAAGGCACCCCCAUCUGGCUCAUCAGGUGUACCAUCUCAGUCCGCCCACCUUCCAGUAUCCUCCACACGCUGCUAACAGCCAGCCUGCGUACGCCAGUAUCACGCAGCCUCCCAUGCAGUAUUAUGGUGUUCGAUCACAUGGUGCAGUACCUCACCACGUGUUCCCCAUAGCAGCCACCAUGCAGCCUGGCACUAUAGCACAGGCUCAGAUAGUGUUGACACAGGCUCCUACUACACAGUGUGUCACUCAGGCUGUACCCAGUCCUCACCAGUUGUCCUUGCCUAGGCCUCAGCCCCAGCAACAGGUACACAGACCAGGUCAGCAGUACAGUCAGACACAACUGAGGUAUCUACUGGCUGCCUAUCGUGUGGGCAUGUUGGCCCUGGACACCUUGUCUCGCAGAGUACAUGACGACAGACCCCAGGCCAAAUACGCUCGUAACCCACCGUACGGAGAAGACGUCAAGUGGCUUCUCAGAGUUUCCAAAAAAUUGGGGACUCAGUACUUGCACCAGUUGUGCAUGUGUGCAGUGAACAGCAUUGUGUCACCGUUUGUGCUCCAUGACAUGGCUGUGGAGGCAGCUCACUACCUCAGUCCAGAGAAUCACUACUGUAACAACCCAGGGCUGGUGAUGCAACACUUGCGCUCCACCCUUACACCUCUGGUCCACAAGUGUCAGCAAAUGUACAUCCAAUGUAUGCAUCAGAAGUUAUAUCAUCUAUCACCAGCUGAUCAUGAGGACUUUGUAAACAUUGUGUGUUCAGCCCGAGCAGCCUUCCAGAUUACACCAGAAGGAAAUGCUCAGUUCAAGGAGUGGUUACAGUCUAUACGCAGGUCCAAAUCAUGCAAAAAGGAUCUUUGGACCCAGAUAAACUCAGCUCUACAAGCUAACAGCAAAUGACAAAGGUCCGAGUUAGGUACUCUUCAUUGUAUCGACGGAAACUGGGUUUCGCCGGCAGAAUCACCCAACCCGUGGACUAGUUAGACAUCACACGAGCUGAAAUAUCACCAAUACUAGCUUUUAGUUUUUCCCCACUACAGUAGUGCAGGCGCACCCUCAAAUCUGCUCAUUUUUUUCCGUUGUGCCUUUACUAUUGUGUGUUAAAAUUGGCACAUACUUGAAUAUUUCGGGAACAAAAAAGUUAAUUGUAAAAGGAAAUAUUUUUAUUUAUAAUUUUAAAGUUUAAUUUUUUUACAUAUAAAUUCUUAACUAAGUUUUAUAAAUUUUAAUUUAAUCCAAAUUUACAUAUUUAUUUUAUUUAACAACAAACUUAAUAUGUUGUGUUGUUUGCCAAAUUCAUUAUUUUAUUUGGUUUAUUUUGAUAUUUUACUGUAGUUCAAAAUAUAUGGUUGUGAAAUCAACAUUGUUAAUUUUAUGUCAAACAGAAUGAUUUCUUAAUGAGUUAUAUUUAUGUUUUAACAAAUUGAUGAUUGAAACACAACAGAUAGGAUGUAAGAUGUAUAUCUAGGAUCAACCGAAAGUCUAUGAAGUUGCAUAUUUCAGCUCAGUAGUUAGGUUCAACUUACUUUUGCUCAUCUCUUACUUUAACUCUUCUCUUCUGUUACAUAUUGAGCUCAGGAAGCUUAUUGUCAUGUUUUGCAACUCUAUUUUACCGUGGAGCUAUGGUUAUUGAGUGCAUCGAGCACUGUAUUUUCUCAAUAAAGCUUUUUGUAUGAAGUUUAUGGCACUUUUGCCCUCUUCUUGCAGGGGCUGGUAUUUAGCUGAAUAGAAUAUAGCAUACAGUACUUAUUUUUGAACUGUCUAGUAUAUUUCAGUUUGUGGGGUAUGUGGUAUCGUGUAAAGUUAUGUUCUAAAAAAAUUUUAAAAAAAUGGAUUCAUAGUGUUGAUGGUGUUUUUCAAGUGAAAAUUUUCUUUGAACAAAAUUACCCGCUGAUAUUCAAGCCAGAAGUAAUAUGGAUUGCUUUUAAUGAAAUACCAAUUGUAACAAAGGUUGAGAAAAUACAGUCAAAUAGUUAAAAGAAAUGAGAGCAAGUCUGAAAUAGUUUCAUUGUCUUUGUCAAAUACGUUAUUAGUAAAUAUACUCUUUUAUUAUUAAUAUAUUUAGUUUUUAUAAAUCGUGCAGUAGAUUUUUUAAUUACUAUCGUCACUCUAGGCUAUCAAUGAACGAUAUCUGUUAUGUCAACGAUAGAUCACUAAGUAUUCACUCUAAUAAAACCUAAAUCUGGGACUGAUAAAGAGCAGAUAACUAUUAUGGUUAGUUCCAGUUCAAUUCAACUAUAUUUACUCGUCCAUCUUGCAACUAAUUGGAACUCUGUGAUAUUUCUUUCAUGACGAUUUCUUAAUUUGUUUUCUGAGAAUAUCUGUUUUAGAAUUAGACAAAAAAAUUAAAAUAAAGUAUUGUCAAGGAUUAAUAAUAGUUUGAAUGAAUUAUACAAUAAAAACAAGUGUACUGUUAAAAACAGUUAAAUGAGUUAUCCUCAUCUUUAUCAAUCCCAGAUUUCAUUAUAUUUGUACUUGUUGGCGUCUGUUACAAGUUUUGUUGCACUAUUUUAAGAAUUUUAUUUCAUUUUAUUACCUAUUAAAAUAUUUAUUGUAAAAGAUAUUUAAAUCGAGCAUGGCUCCUAAUUUUAUCUUAAGUACCGGUAGUUUAGAUUGUAUUCUGCCCGAAAUAGAGACAUUGUAGUGACAAAUAUAAUUUUAAUUUAUUGUUAGGACUUUUUAAUUACAUAUUUUUAUAUUAUUGGUUUUGAUGUUGUGUUAGUAUUUUAAAUGCUAUAACUUAAUUAGAACUGUUUAUAGUUUUUAAGACGUUUUGAUUUCAGUUUCUCUUGUUACAUUUUUGAAUUAUACAGUUCUGCAUAAAAGCAAACUACCCCAUAUGCCCAUUUUGACUGUGGAAAAUGAUUUUAUUUUAUAUAAAAUACAGAAUCAAUCUCUGGCUAUAAUUUCAAGAGAAACAUAACACUGUUAUCCUAAACUUUAUCCCUUUAAAAAUUGAAACUGUUGUGUCCAAGCUUUGAGGUUUAGCUCAUUCAGUCAGUUGCUCAAAUUAUAAGUUCUCAUUACAGUUUG